GUGCCUCAUUAUCUGAGCACUUACCUAAUGGGAGGAGUUUGAACAGGAGUCUAUAAAAAGUGCAGGUAGGCUGAGGAUGCUGUGAGCAGCUCGCUGUAGAUCACACGUCCUCAAUAUGGGCAACUGGAUUAUCAACCAAGGACUUACAGCCUUCAUCCUGGUGGUAUGGAUGGGCAUCAACAUAUUUCUUUUCGUCUGGUUCUACUUCUUCUACGAUUUGGGGGAUCAGUUUUUCUACACACGUCAUCUUUUAGGGUCUGCCUUGGCCUGGGCCAGGGCUCCUGCAGCCGUGCUCAACUUCAACUGCAUGCUGAUCCUCCUGCCAGUGUGCAGGAACCUGCUGUCUCUGCUGCGCGGCUCCUUCAUGUGCUGUGGCCGAACUAUGAGGAAACAGCUGGACAAAAAUCUAAGUUUCCACAAGCUGGUGGCCUACAUGAUUGGCCUGAUGACAGCUGUUCACAUGAUCGCCCAUUUGCUCAACGUGGAGUGGUACAACAACAGCAGGCGAGGCGUGUAUGACGGACUGAGCACGGCACUGUCCAACCUGGAGGACGCAGGAAACACCACCUACCUGAACCCGAUCCGCAGCACGGACGUUGAUGCGCAGCAGACUCCAACCUACUUUGUCUUCACCACCAUCGCUGGUCUCACAGGGGUCAUCAUCACACUGGCCCUCAUCCUCAUCAUCACCUCCUCCAUGGAGGUGAUCAGGCGCAGCUACUUUGAGGUCUUCUGGUACACGCACCAUCUCUUCAUCAUCUUCUUUGCCGGCCUGGUGUUUCACGGAGCGGGGCGCAUUGUGCGGAGUCAGCAGACCACAGAUCCUCCACAUAAUUUCACCUUCUGUAAAGACCGAUUUGAAGAAUGGGGACGUAUUCCUGAGUGCCCCGUUCCUCAGUUUGCUGGAGGGUUUCCGCAGACCUGGAUGUGGGUGAUCGGUCCCAUGAUUCUGUAUGUGUUUGAGCGCCUGCUGCGUUUCAUUCGCUACACGCAGAAAGUCACGUACAGGAAGAUCGUAAUUCGACCGUCCAAGGUGCUGGAACUGCAGCUGGUGAAGAGCGGUUUCAAAAUGGAGGUGGGCCAGUACGUCUUCCUCAACUGUCCCGCCAUCUCCCAGCUGGAGUGGCACCCCUUCACCAUGACCUCUGCCCCGGAGGAGGACUUCUUCAGUGUUCACAUCCGCUCGGCAGGGGACUGGACACAGAAACUCAUCAACAUGGUGGAGGAGCUACCGGAGGGGGCGCAGGGACCCAAGAUGGGUGUGGAUGGUCCCUUUGGCACGGCCAGUGAGGAUGUAUUUGACUAUGAAGUCAGCAUGCUGGUUGGUGCUGGCAUCGGAGUCACUCCCUUUGCCUCCAUCCUCAAGUCCAUCUGGUACAAAUUCAAAGACUCCAACCCUAAGCUACGCACCAGAAAGAUCUAUUUCUAUUGGCUGUGCCGGGAAACCCACGCCUUUGAGUGGUUUGCGGAUCUCCUGCAGGUGCUGGAGAGGGAGAUGGAGGAGAGAGGCAUGGGGGAUUUCCUGACCUACAAGCUCUAUCUGACUGGCUGGGAUCAAAGCCAUACUGCUCAUGUGAUGGUUCAUUUUGAUGCGGACACAGAUGUGGUGACUGGUCUCAAGCAGAAGACCCAUUAUGGCAGACCCAACUGGGACAAGGAGUUUGAACAAGUCCGCAAAGAGAACCCCACGUCUGUGGUGGGAACCUUCCUGUGUGGCCCUGCUGCCUUAGCAAAGGUCUUGGAGAAGAAAUGUGCCAAAUAUUCAGACGUAGAUCCUCGCAAGACCAAAUUCUACUUCAACAAGGAGAACUUCUGAGCAGCAGAACAAGAGAAAAUGCACGUCAGCCUCUGGAAGAACAAGUUGGCCCCUUUACGCUUUUUUCCACUGGAAAAAUUUCUUUUAACGUGAGCAGGAUGAAGACAAUUGGUGAUGGCAAAGGUUGAAAAUAUUAUUUCAGGUUUUACAAUCAAGUUUCCAUCCUCAAGAUGUCAAAACAAGAUGUGUCAGUGUGAUAAGGUGACAAGGAAACAAGACAAAGUGUAGCCAACCAGUCAUGUAAUACAGUGGCUGUUUGUCAUCCUCUGAAGAUCAUGUCUGGAUGAGAAAUCACUGUCGCAAUUCUGUUAAAACAGAAAAUGGUGUCGUAUCCACAUCCCUUUUUAUUCCCUUGUAUAUAAUUCCUAACCCCAUUUCAAUAAAAUUACCAAAACAACC
Myripristis murdjan (pinecone soldierfish) is the source of this 2215-nucleotide messenger RNA. It is a transcript of the gene nox1, whose product is annotated as NADPH oxidase 1. The record is from RefSeq and is a predicted model, not a curated record. Gene Ontology annotation, molecular function: superoxide-generating NAD(P)H oxidase activity. Bases 116 to 1816 code for a protein of 566 amino acids. The transcript has 13 exons. Gene Ontology annotation, cellular component: plasma membrane; NADPH oxidase complex. NCBI's taxonomy places the organism in Eukaryota, Metazoa, Chordata, Actinopteri, Holocentriformes, Holocentridae. Gene Ontology annotation, biological process: superoxide anion generation; defense response.